CUCAUAAUGUGGUCGCAUGUGACCUUUUGGCCAAGUGCUUCUUUAGUAGCAGUCUAUACCCUGGCAGUAGCUCCUUUGAUCGCACAAACAGUCUGUCUCUGCUUGUCUAGAAAGAAAGAUGAGGAAACGACGGAUUUGACGGAACCAGUGAUGAUGACGGCCGUUAUGACUCCCACAGUAAAAAGCAAAGAGAGCAUCGAACAUAAUCCAGCACCUACUCAAUUACUAAGUGUUUCCACUCCGCUAAUGAACAAUGGAAGCAAAGUUCACAGAAAAGAGUUACUUGAAAUACUUGGUGUUGUAGCCGUCACCACAGGGGGUGGAAGAGAUCCACCGAAGUUUCCAAAGAAAAGAAGGAAUAUUUUCCAUAACGAUGAUUCUGAGGCAGAAGAGACUAUUUACGAGAGAAGAAAGAAAAAUAAGACAGAAUCAGGAUCGAAACUCUGCUCGCUAGUGGCACAAACAAAAGAUCUGGAAGUGGAGAACACGGCCCAGUCUCCUCAGAAAACACAGUCCUACAUUGAAGAGGAUGCGGGCAAGAUCUUCAAUGCAGAGAGAGCGAAGGAGAAACAAAGUUUGUUUGAGACCGUUCGAGAAUGGAUUGAGGAGCAGUGCACCCAACACCAGCUGAGAGAUUCAAAUUUGGAGACGCAGUCGAGUCCUAGGCGCUCGAAAGGGAGAAUACACGGAAUUACACUUAUAAACGAGAAAGAGACAGCACAAGAAGAGCUGCCUCCGGAUAAAACGGUGCGAUCACCGAUCUUGACAAAGGCCAGCAAGGAAUCUGCAGAGAUCGGCGGCAGGGAGGGAGCAGUUGAAACCGAGAUUACCACAAGUUUCCAACAAGAAAAGAAGUAUGUUGACCAAUCGACGCUAAACAAUCUGCAUGCAAAUUAA
Messenger RNA from Cylicocyclus nassatus, 897 nucleotides. The record is from the annotation of a GenBank genome assembly. NCBI's taxonomy places the organism in Eukaryota, Metazoa, Nematoda, Chromadorea, Rhabditida, Strongylidae.